Drosophila elegans is the source of this 794-nucleotide messenger RNA. Its product is annotated as protein twisted gastrulation. Bases 6 to 794 code for a protein of 262 amino acids. The record is from RefSeq and is a predicted model, not a curated record. Gene Ontology annotation, biological process: regulation of BMP signaling pathway. NCBI's taxonomy places the organism in Eukaryota, Metazoa, Arthropoda, Insecta, Diptera, Drosophilidae. The transcript has a single exon.
CCAGAAUGCAGUUGCUGUGCUACUCCGCCCUUGCUGUGCCACUCCUCCUGAUCGGCCUGGCACCGGGGCCAUCGGCCGCCAGCGAUGACGGGUGCAACGAGGUGGUCUGCGGAUCGGUGGUGUCCAAGUGCCUGAUCACCCAGAGCUGCCAGUGCAAGCUGAACGACUGCCACUGCUGCAAGGACUGCCUGAACUGCCUCGGCGAGCUGUACAUCGAGUGCUGUGGCUGCCUGGACAUGUGCCCCAAGCACAAGGACUCGCUGCCCUCGCUGACGCCGCGCUCGGAGAUCGGGGACAUUGAGGGCCUGCCGGAGCUCUUCGACACUCUGACUGCCGAGGAUGACGAGGGAUGGUCCACCAUCCGGUUCCCCAUGCGCGCCGGCUUCAAGCAACGCGUUCAGGGCAGUAACCCCGGCCAAAGUCCCAGUGACAGCGGAGUCUCAGCCGGACUCAACACCUUGUGCACCGUCAUCUACGUGAACUCCUGCAUCCGGGCGAACAAGUGCCGGCAGCAGUGCGAGAGCAUGGGGGCCAGCAGCUAUCGGUGGUUCCACGACGGAUGCUGCGAGUGCGUGGGCGGGAACUGUCUCAACUACGGCAUCAACGAGAGCCGCUGCCGCGGAUGUCCGGAGAACCAGGACCCGGAGCAGGACCAGCUGCUCACCGCCGACUCCGUUCCGGCGGAGGCCGAGCAGGAUCUGGAGCGCUUAUUUGGCAACGAGGAGAUCGAGGACAGCUGGAGCUAUGGCGAGGACGAUGACUUCUCCUACGCUGAUAAGAACGCAGACGACUAG